AAGAAUGAUUUGAAAUUUUUGAAUAUGAAUUUUUAAACUACUUACUACUUUUGGUUGUAUGUUCGACGACCACGACUAAUUCUGCAAGAACAAGAUGGAGGUGUCGCUGCGAAGGCGACGAGGAUCAACUUUUUGAACUAGUGGUGCCUAAGCCGCAAAAGACGAGGGAGAGACGAAGCUCAACACGACGCGAGGCAUCCACGGAGCCAACCAGGAGCAGACGCCCCCGGUUCUAGGGGCAGAAGUUCCCCACCCUACUAGGGAAAUUCCGGAGCGUUGAAGGACCGACCUCAAGUGUUCAACUCGUCAUUCCUGAAGACUUCGCAUCCUCGUCAAGUUCAAAACUGAUAAAGAUGUCAUUGUCAAGAGCAGCAUUUCCUGACGCCUCCGUUGACGUGGCAGCUGCACGUCCUUCCUCCUGCCUCGACGUUCCGAAUUCCUCCGCUGACGUGGCAGCUGCACGUCCCCCCUCCUGCCUCGACGGCGUGCAGCAGCUUCUACCGUGCUGCUGCAGUGCUGGGACUGCGAAAGAAGCCUCUGCGACUGGAGCACUAUGGAUUCAAAUUAUCCUCUGAGUCUGAGGUUGAGAAGAUACUCAUUGAUUUUGUUUUUAGCUGCCGAGACAAGCACAUCGAUCAAAAAAUGACUACGCGGUUGUUCAUUUUAGAUGAAUCUAUCAUUUCUCGAAGUCGUCCCUCCUCUAAUCGUAGCAGAUGAAUCUAUCAUGAUUUCUCGAAGUCGUCCCUCCUCUAAUCCUAGUAGGAGGACCAGCAGCAGCUGAAAACAAGACAUCAUCUCCCUUGCCACCUGGAAAAUUCAAUGUUGGAGCGGUUUCGGCGCUUUACCUAGAUCGCAGUGAUAAGAAUUUGCCCUUGCGAGCGUCAGGCGUCGUGCCGCCUCAAAGUAGACCUUCCGAGAGUGGACAUCAUGGGAAACGAUGCGAGGUGGCUGAUUUAACAACCGGACAAGCAACCAACGGAACAAGCGCAGCAGCUCAUGCAGACUCUCGUCGAAUCACGCAGCAACUAAAUAAUCCUGGACAUACACGUAGUCGCGAAAUUGUCGCUGUGGAUCACGACGAAUCUCAACGAGCACGUUUGAGGAAUGCCCUUUCAUCUCUCGGUCCUCAAGUGUUGCAGGAUUUAUCCCAAGCAAAAGCGUCAGAUCUGGUCUUGGUUCCUGCCACUGCUAGUAAUUUGACAGCUUCUGGUGCUUCAGCACGUCGACAACAUCAACAGACUUUUUCAGCAACAGCAACAUCUUCAGGAGCAGUUGGAGCUGUGAAAAGAAUCCUAAAGAUUCCCACCGCAACUACAACUUCUACAAACACAUCUUCUGGAGGAUCUAGUAACAAGAGCUCAACAUACGCAUACCCGCCAACAUCGUCUUCAACUUCAUCUUCUUUCUCCUCUAAAGUAGAGUCUUCGAUUCACAAGAUACUGGCUUUUAGGCCACCUCCUCUUUCCUUGAACAUUGGAUCUCGAGCCUCGUCUCAGGGAUCGGCGUCGAGUCUCGAGCAGGCGGCGAUGCUCACGGCGCGAAGCGGGACCAGUAGUCGCGCGAGCAGUAGAGAUGACCAUCUACUUCCGGCGGGAGUUGUGGGUGGGGAAAACAAGAACAAUAAUUUGAUUAUUGAGGUGAAUUUAUGGUCCUCGUUCUUCGGUUCGUGUACUAUUCUGCUUUUCCUUUUGUUGUAUUUCAAGAAAUGAGAAGAUCUUCAGUGGAAGAUGAAGUAGUUGAAGGAGCAAGAUACUAGGAUGCCGCUUUGUACAUGUUGGUUCAGGAAGCAUCGAUAUGGAAAUAGGCUGAAUGACCUCAUCACUGCUUGACCAUAUUGUAGCUCGCGAGGUAACAUGACAUGACAUGAAUACGAGAGGACGGCACAACUUUCACAACUCUAAUCCUCGACGGUUCCUCCUCUCGCCGACCUUCCGGGUCUGGCGCUCUCGCAGAUCUGAUGCGACAGCUGCCACCUUUGAAAGUUCUAUCAACGCAGAGCGCGAAACAGGCGUCUCCACGCUUUCAUAAUCCAACACCUCGUCUUCUACAGUUAGACAGUAGCAAAAUGCAACUCAAAACCGUCCACAGCCAGGGCCAUAAUUCCCAACAACAUCAAGAUCACCUACAGCAGAACAAUCUCCAAGUUAAUACAACUACUAUUUCUUCAUCAACAAGUAGUACAAGAAGAACAAGAAGAGCAACAAACGGACGAAAUCCAAAGGGCACGCCUUCUCCAAAAAACGCGUUACCGACACCUAGGUUGCGAUGGGACUCGCCGGCUGACAUUUGGCAGUUUGAUCCUCCUGUGCCUCAAGACGUGAUCGAUAAAACGCUUGCGCGUGGGCGAGCUUCAUGGUUGAGGAGUAAGGCGAGGAAGGUGAGGAGUAAGGCGUGUUUUUUAUGUGGUCUUCAGGAGUGUUCUUUAUGUGGUGUGCUCCUGUCGUCCCUUCUGCUGGUCUUAAGUACUUAUACUUUGAUGUUCUCGUCAGCAAAUGACGAGCUCUCCUUCUCGCCGCGAUCAGUUGUUCGAAUGCUUUGCGUUCAAUCCGUGUAGACCACACAUGUUGGUGUCAAACCCGGUGCACUCAUGCUCCUGCACAGAUUCCUCCUAGGCAUCAGCUCACCACUUUCAUCAGAAUCGAUUCUAUUGAAAUCCAAUAUAAGUAAUCUACUUCAACCAGUUCUUCUUCUUACUUCUAUCUAGUUGUAUCACAAUCACAUCUACUUCAACCAGAAGUGCUCAACACUUCUAUCUAGUACCUCUACUAUCACUCUACUACAACAGAUCCGCAAAAAGACCGCGGCGAUCCAAGGCUACAUAGCUGACCACGCUUCGCUUAUCGGCAAGAAAGGGAGCAAGAAUUAAGGCUCAGCUUUCAAUGGUCAUUGGGGUUGGUCACUGAGAUCCCUCUUGAGAGAACAGGGGAAAAUGAAGGAAAAGCAAAGGGAGAGGCAUGGGGCCCAUUUCUUUCAGAGUCAGUGACCAUUGAAUGCUGAGCUUUAAAAGAAGUCGAUGAAGGCCAAGUCCAAGUUCGAGAAACUUCAGGAGCAAACAAGAGUGCUUGACAAAGAUGCGAGUCAAAGUCAGACUAGUUCACCCGAUGCAGCCGCGAUCGAACAAGCCGCCAACAGCAUCAUGCUAGAAGUGGGAGGAGGUGUCAGGCCAUCGCCGGGUCAGCAUCAAUUAUGUUGACUUGUUAUACCCUAAAAAUUCAUGUUGAUCAUUGACUUGUCGUGUGUUAGACCCUAAUUGUAAUUCAUCUUCAAGUUCAAAUAAAUCCUUCCUCCCAGGGAAGCAACAAGGCGCCAAGGAACCCUAAUUCAUCUUCAAAUAUAUCCUUUCUCCCGGGCUCUAACUCAAGGGAGCACAGCCUCGUCAUCUUCGACGAAUAUAGCGAUGAAUAAAAUGCGGGAAGAGCGUAUAAGGAGUAUAGGAGCUGGCGGAGGAGCACCGGAAAGCAAUAAAGCAAGAGGCUUUGGGAUUCCACUACCACCACAUGAUAUGGCAAUGAUCAUCAUGCCAUAAUUGACAUUGAAUUAGAAUAGAACAAGUCCUCUCGGUCUUUUGACUUCAUGACCUUCUCUCCGCGUUUGCUUUUCCACACUCAACUGUUCUUCUAACACAAGCGCCGGACGCGGGGAGCCAACCUCACCCAUUCUCCAGCACCAAAACGGACUCCGAUUCGCUGCUCAGCAUGCUAGUCCAGUCUAUAGUGAAGGAACAGCAGGUGGCUGGGCUAGUUGCAACGACAUGGAGGAUGAAGGAGGUGAAGCGGAAUCCGAUGAGGAGGAAGAGGAAACUUCUUCUGAGGAAGAGGAAGAAGAUGGAGGAGUAUGGCUCAAUUUUCAUUGGUCAUUGAUGGGGUCGGUCUCUGACAUCACAAAGAGGAGAUGCCGUGAGUGAACAAAGGAAAAGUGAGGGAAAAGGAGAAAGCUCUGUAAGGCGCCUUGUCCCUUCGGCAUCAGUGACCAAUGAAUGUCGACCUUCUAAGAAGAGAUGAAAUCUUGGGCUACAAUGGGUUUCUGGAUUUGCGGCAGGAAGUGCGAGAGUUGAUCUUCCGAGAGUUGGAUGAUGGUAACAAGGCAGUGGUUUGCAAUUGCAACUUGAUCUUGAGGUUCAUCGAUAGAAUAUUUUUGAAUACUGUAAACCUUUACAACCAUGUUGUCGAAUAUUCAAAACCAGAUUUGUAGCAGGCAUGCAAGCAGUAGAUGUUUGUGAAUUAUUAUCAAUCCCAAGAACAUGACUUCUCAUUUUCAAUUUCACGUGCUUCGACUCACAAUCUCAACUACAAUCCUAAAAAACCCGCCUCAAACCCACAGAAAAAAUCGCUAUCAUCAAGCAACUCAUUCACGACUUGGACAGUGGGUCUAUUCAGAGGAUAAAUCCGCAUAUGACAAGAGAUUUAGUGAUCAGUUUCUGUCAUUAUGGUCAGCUUUUUUCCAUCGUUCUCGGCAUCUUGGUCCCCUUUAUUUGUUCCACUGUAUUCUUCUCAUGAAAUUUACAAGCUAAAAGGGAUCCGCCCAAGAAAAGGGGGGCCGAGAAGAUGUAAUCUAGCAGACUCUAAUGUAAGUUUUUCGGUGGCGCAGAGAGUGGGUGCAUGCGAUUCUUGAAAGUGACUGGGUGGAACAGGCACAAAGCCAUGGACCGAAUUGCCAGAGCAACGCUUUGGCGCCAUUUCGAGAUGCCGAAGCUGGAUGCUAGAGCAAGAAACGUUUUAGACGAAUUCAACGCAGAUCCGAAGGAUGGAUGCUUUCCAUGUACUACUACUGGAUCCGAACUGAAAGCUGCUAGCAUCUUCUUCAUAUUGCCUAGCUAUUUUUGCAGUGGGCUUGUUGCAUUUACAUCUACCUAUCUAUCAGUAACUCGACAUCCAUCUAACCACUACGAUCUGAUGGCUGCCUCGCAAAGCUGUGAUCUAUCAUAACUCCAGAGACUGGACUCUGGGGAUUUCUCCGUUCAUAGCACCAGCAAAUACACCAAUCACUCCUCACUCAGGUGCCGGCUCUUAUUACAAAGAUCGAGAGUAUUGCGCCUAUGAUGGUAGCCCGAUCGAGCUGUGGCGCACGUGUAAAAUCAAUUUCAACAAGGCAUUUGGCCGUUAUAGCGAAUUAGAACUCGAGUUGGCGUAUGUUCACUACGUGUUGCGGAAAGAAGCCACAUGCCGAAGGUGCAAAGCUCAGGGAGUAUUUGCGUUGAUUGUUAUGGGUGGAGGAUCUUCGGACUAGUUGAAAAUAGUGACAAUGUGAUAGACAUUUUGAUGAUAGACACUUUGAUGAUAGACAUUUUUGUGAGCAGUAAAGCUCAAACCUUAAAUCCUUCUUCUCUAACCUCCAUUGCAAAAACACCUCUGUCGCUUCCAUCGCCUGGCAGACGUCCAAACUCCGCGUGAUGACCACGUUUAUGGCGAAAUAUGGCGAACAAUUCUUUCCAGAUUCGAUAUCCAAGGCGUUGGUUUACAACGCUCCUAAGGGUGCGGACUUCAUUUGGAAACUAUUUUCUAGUGCCUUGUCAGCAGCGACAAGGGAACGUGUGCAGGUGAUAAGUGGCGAUGGGAAGGAAGAGAUAGCAAAAUUGAUGGAUCCAAGGGUGGUGAAACAGUUGGAGGAUUUGCUGCCGGAUUGA
Messenger RNA from Amoebophrya sp. A25, 5623 nucleotides. NCBI's taxonomy places the organism in Eukaryota, Dinophyceae, Syndiniales, Amoebophryaceae. The record is from the annotation of a GenBank genome assembly.